AAAAUGGUACGUGGCAACUCGCUACCACAUGACCAAGGCUCGCCGCAAUUCGAACUUAGUGUUAAACUUGCAGGUGUUGAGGAAGGUUGUCUCGCACCCCCUGCCUGAUUCUCGUGUCACGUGGGCCAUUCUAUUUUCUGACCCUAUGGACCUGGGAAAUCGAAUUGGAUAGAAAACUGACACAGCCGAGCUCGAAGUGUAGCAAAACUUUUAUAAGUAUUUGGGAUAACAGGAUACGCUAUUGUCGAAGUUCGGCGCAACGUCUUUUUGCGAGAGGAACUUCCGAGCGCCGCGACCAGAUUCGAUUGCCCUGUGAACAAGGAAAAAAGAAGGACGCCAGCGUUGGGCCACAGCAACCUUUCUUCGUCCUCCUCACACGGUGCGAUCGACGAUGGCGGCGGCGCGGUCGGAGGCGUCGGGCAAGCUGCCGGCGCUGACGCGGCAGCUGCGCUACACGGGCCUGUUCACCUCGCAGAUGGCGCCCACGUCGCGCGCCUACUGCAUCCUGCUGAGCUUCUUCGUGGGCGUGCUCAUGCUCACCGCCGGCUCCGUGUUCUACCACGUGAUCCUGAUCCGCCCCAUGAGCGGCAGCCACCCCAUGCACAUCCUCGGCUCCUUCUUCGUCGCCUGGAGGUACGGUUUCGAUGACGGGGACGACAGCCUCGAAGACGACUUGUACUCCUUCGCCAAGGACGACGUCCUCGA
Penaeus monodon (black tiger shrimp) is the source of this 705-nucleotide messenger RNA. RefSeq names its product serine/threonine-protein kinase CBK1-like. The record is from RefSeq and is a predicted model, not a curated record. Lineage: Eukaryota; Metazoa; Arthropoda; Malacostraca; Decapoda; Penaeidae.